Messenger RNA from Calidris pugnax (ruff), 1103 nucleotides. RefSeq names its product adaptor-related protein complex 3, sigma 2 subunit (gene AP3S2). The transcript has 7 exons. Gene Ontology annotation, cellular component: AP-3 adaptor complex; intracellular membrane-bounded organelle; membrane coat. Gene Ontology annotation, biological process: intracellular protein transport; Golgi to vacuole transport. The coding region runs from base 115 to 774 and encodes 219 amino acids. The record is from RefSeq and is a predicted model, not a curated record. Lineage: Eukaryota; Metazoa; Chordata; Aves; Charadriiformes; Scolopacidae.
CCCCCGCCGCCGCUUCCGGGGCGGGCGAGGGGUUUCCUGCGGGGAGGCUGCGGCCCCGGUGCUGCUCCCGGUCCGGUCCGGUCCGGUCUCGGUCCGGCCCCUCCAGCCGCCGGGAUGAUCAACGCCAUCUUGGUGUUCAACAACCACGGGAAACCGCGGCUCGUCCGCUUCUACCAGCAUCUGGCAGAGGAGGUCCAGCAGCAGAUCAUCCGUGAGACCUUCCACCUGGUGCUGAAGCGGGAUGACCACAUCUGCAAUUUCCUGGAGUGCGGCAGCCUGUUUGGUGGCUCAGACUACAAGCUGAUCUACCGGCACUACGCCACGCUGUACUUCGUCUUCUGCGUGGACUCCUCGGAGAGCGAGCUGGGCAUCCUGGACCUCAUCCAGGUGUUCGUGGAGACGCUGGACAAGUGCUUUGAGAACGUCUGUGAGCUGGACCUCAUCUUCCACAUGGACAAGGUCCACCACAUCUUGCAGGAGGUGGUGAUCGGCGGCAUGGUGCUGGAGACCAACAUGAACGAGAUCGUGGCGCAGGUGGAGGCCCAGAGCAAGCUGGAGAAGGCAGAGGGAGGCCUCUCGGCCGCUCCUUCCCGCGCUGUCUCAGCCGUGAAGAACAUCAACCUGCCGGAGAUCCCUCGCAACAUCAACAUCGGAGACAUCAACAUCAAAGUGCCCAACCUCUCGCAGUUCAUCCUCUCUCCUGGCUGGGGAAGAGCCAGUUCCUGCCUCUCCCAGAGCUUCUCGAGAUUCCUGGUUGUAAAAAUGCACUUGUAGCUGAUGGCUCCCGCAGGAGCCACAGGUUGUCACCUCCUCCCCAGGAUGGACUGUCCCCUGCCCCGCAUCCCUGUGCCCGCCCUGCUCCCCGUCGCUGGGUCUGGCCCCCCGGGAUGGGCUUGGGACCAGCCUGGUCGGGGUUGAGCGUGGGAGGGUCUGCCAGGUCUGGAGCUGGGGCUGGCGUGGGGGGAACCUGCUGGGCCCGGGGGUGCCGGGGGUCAGAGGGGGGCCACCUCCUGCCCUGCCUGGGCUGUGGGGCAGGGGAGCAGUGGGGCUGGGACCUCCUGGAGCAUGUCCCCAUGUCCCAAUAAACCACCCUGUGAACCUGC